Dictyostelium discoideum AX4 is the source of this 297-nucleotide messenger RNA. RefSeq lists its product as hypothetical. NCBI's taxonomy places the organism in Eukaryota, Evosea, Eumycetozoa, Dictyosteliales, Dictyosteliaceae. The coding region runs from base 1 to 297 and encodes 98 amino acids. The transcript is spliced from 2 exons. The record is from RefSeq and is a predicted model, not a curated record.
AUGGUUAAUAAUGAUAGAGAGUUAUUUUUAAAUAUAGUUUGGAAAAGAAUACAUGAAAUAACAAAAGAAAUAUCUAUAAUUGCUGAUAAUUUAAGUAAAACAGAAAUUUCAAAAGAGGAAAGGGAUUUUUUAAAAAAUAAUAUAACAGAAUAUGCAAAUCAAUUAAACAACUACUUAAAAAUGGUUGAUAUUUUAAUUAAUAAUUCAAAUGAAAAUAAUUUUCCAAACGAAUUAUAUCAAGAAAUUUCAUUCAACAAAAUUUGCCAAGAAAAGAGUGAAUAUCGAGUUGGGGAAUAA